AUCUAGACGAAUUAGACAAUACCAAAACUAAAAACCUCGCCGUCCGCCAUUAAAAUAUAAGUGACGCCAUCAAUUUGCUCUUCAUUAAUUCUCAAUCCAUUUGCAAUAAUUACCACGUUUAUACAUCUGUAAAAAUCAGUUUUAUUAAUUCUACAAAAAAUGAGUGACAUUGAGCACAGUGGGAGUCGGAGCGCGAGUCCUCGCCGACCCCGAACAGCAGAUGGAGGUAUUCGUGAUUCCCGAUCACGCUCCAGAUCGCGUAAGUCAAGGGAGCGAAAAGAACGACCGGUUAAGGAGUACUCGCGGUCACGAAGUCGCUCUGUAUCACGUGGACGUAAACCAUAUCGCAAUACCAAAUAUGCAGCCGGAAGAAGUCGCAGUCGCAGCCGAUCACCCUACCGUGGAGGUGACGGACGGUAUUCUCGCAGCCGAUCACGUUCAUACUCGAGAUCGCGCUAUUCCCGUGAACGAGAUCGCAAUAUUUACCGAUCACACUCACGCAGUCCGAUGUCUUCGAGACGCCGACACGUCGGCAAUCGGGACAAUCCUUGUCCUUCACGCUGUCUAGGAGUUUUUGGACUGUCUAUUUACACUACUGAGCUGCAAAUUCAUCAUAUUUUUUCUAAGUAUGGACCAGUUGAACGGGUUGAAGUUGUUAUCGAUGCUAAGACCGGUCGAUCACGAGGAUUCUGUUUUGUAUAUUUCAAAUCAAGUGAAGACGCAAAAGUGGCAAAAGAGCAAUGUUCUGGAAUGGAGAUAGAUGGCCGACGAAUAAGAGUUGACUUUUCAAUUACACAACGAGCACACACCCCCACACCCGGAAUUUACAUGGGAAAACCUACAUACUUGCAUGACAGAGGUUGGAAUGGACCUCGACGCCGAGAAAGUUCUAACCACAGAAGCAGUUACCGUCGCUCGCCGAGUCCAUACUACAACCGCCGGAGACCACGUUAUGAUCGUUCACGGUCACGCUCCUACUCACCACGUAAGUCUGAUCAUUCCAUGUUUCCAAAAUCACCUUAUCGCAUGUAGAUAUAUGGUCUACAAAAUCCUGAGAGCUCGGAUUCUAAAACCGGAUUUAUUAUUAUUAUUUUAAUAAAAUCUUGUAUGAUUAUUAUUAAAUUAUUAAUUUGUUAAAAAAAUUAUGAAUUUAAAUGUCAAUGCAGGCCAUAUGUCUACGUAAUUUCGGAGCAUAUAAUUAUCCUGGUAAUUUAAGAUUAAAAAUGAGAGAAUAAAUGUUAAAAAUGGUCUCAGUAAUUAUUUUUUAGCGGUAGAAAAAUUAAAGUCCUACUACGAGAGUGUACGGGUAUUCAAAAACAAUCACAGUUUUUUUGUUGCUUAAUUAAUUUCAGGUCGAUAUUAAAGUGACUCGAGUUGCGAUGCGAGUGGGCCAGGUGUAUCGGAAGCCAUUUAU
Molecule: messenger RNA, 1414 nt
Organism: Cotesia congregata
Lineage: Eukaryota; Metazoa; Arthropoda; Insecta; Hymenoptera; Braconidae
Source: the annotation of a GenBank genome assembly